Molecule: messenger RNA, 1310 nt
Organism: Cylicocyclus nassatus
Lineage: Eukaryota; Metazoa; Nematoda; Chromadorea; Rhabditida; Strongylidae
Source: the annotation of a GenBank genome assembly
CGACAAGCAUGACGACUGUGUUGACCGUUAUCCUCUUGAUCGUAUCUCUUGUGCCAACAAGUGGUGACAACCACUUAGAGGAUUACCUUGCCAAUGACCAUAAAGACCUUAUGACAGUGACGUUAUCUCCAAAAGCUUUGAUGCUUCUCAAGAAAAAGACGCACCUUAUCGAAGACGCUGUAAGAUCUAUUCGUUUUCCAGAUAUAAGCGAGAAGGAUGGAUCUUGGAGAGUCUAUGCAGAUGAAAUUCAUUUUAAAAAGUUCUCAGUCGUGAAUGAUAUCUCUUUUGAGGAUGGGAACGGCCUGCGUUUGUACCUAGGCGGCAUUGUCUACAAUAUUGGCGCCCGAAUUAAGGUAAAGCAUACUCUUGGGCAGGCGACAGAAAGAUUUGAAUUUUACUCGUACAACGCAAAUAUGCGCGUUACUCUGGGAUGGAAUGACUUCAACAUUGUGCCUUCAACAAAUGUGAAUCUGAAUUUGAAAAUAGAAUGGCCAAAAGUGUGGUAUUAUGCGAUGCUACCCUCAUCACUAAAGAACAAAAUUCGGAAUAUGAUUAACGACCUUGGCGAAAAGAUAAUUAGAGAUCAAGUGAACAAGGUAAUAACCAACAACCUGAAUCCUCGCUUGCAAGGAUUCAAACAGCGCUUAAAGGAUAUGGCCUUCUUCAAAAUCAUUGAAUUUGAUAAAAUCGCUGUGGAUUGGUGUGUGCAGAAACAGUACCUGCGUGCUGCUUUAAUUUCAAAGAGCUCUAAGCCCGUCUCGGAAGUGGUUCCAAUCGAUAAAAUGCUAUGCAUUGAUGCAAACUUGGGUGAUCUCUUCGCAGCCCUCCCUUAUUCAAUAAAAUGGCAUGCAUUGAUGCAGACUUGCGCGGAAUUCUAUUGGCAUCCCUGCCCCCUGAAAAGGAUGAUCAUGGCGGUGAGAACGCAGUCAGCCAAUUUGGAAUACGACUGUGUUGCACCGGAAUUCAUGUGUGAGGGGCUUCAUUGUCGAUUCUGUUCCGAUUUGGAAAGUACAACAGGAACCAACACUACAUCUGACAUAUUCCAUAACAAAAAUCAAACGGAAACCGAAGUGCAGCCAUUCAGCGAAAUGUUUUCUGUUGGUGGCAAUUUACUAAAAAUUCUAUCCGCGGCACUCUCAGACGAAAAAGCUAUUAUUGCUACACAAGAGCAGGGAGAUGAAAAGUACUUGAACUGUUUUGCGCCAAGAGCUUUGUGCAAUGGAGCAGACUGCCAAUUCUUCUUCAAUGUGGACGUUGUUUCAACACCAAAAUAUUUUGGCGAUUUUUUUAAGUGCUUUUCAUAUGAGUGA